Lingula anatina is the source of this 3814-nucleotide messenger RNA. RefSeq lists its product as uncharacterized. NCBI's taxonomy places the organism in Eukaryota, Metazoa, Brachiopoda, Lingulata, Lingulida, Lingulidae. The record is from RefSeq and is a predicted model, not a curated record. Gene Ontology annotation, cellular component: nucleus; MCM complex. Gene Ontology annotation, molecular function: ATP binding; single-stranded DNA binding; single-stranded DNA helicase activity. Gene Ontology annotation, biological process: DNA replication; double-strand break repair via homologous recombination.
GAGAAUUAGCACGAACGAGAAUUAGGACAUAGUGCGCCAAGUUUGACUCUUAACUCAGUUUCGAUGGUGAUGCCGGUUAAUCAGCACCCAGGCUUGGCGAAGAAGACUUGAAAUGGACAUAUAGUCGAUAUUUCGCACGUGCCUAUGUAUGGAAAAAAUUGAUCUAGGAAUUUAAACCUCUCUGUUCAGUUUUCUGAUACAUGGUUUAAGAAUCAUGGGAGAUAAAGAGUUGAAACCAGAAGAGAUUGAAGAAUACUCGAAAAUCUUUCAAACCUAUGCAUUGUCUCACCACGAAGAAGAACUAGUUGAUGUACUGUCAGACGAGGACAAUGGGGACCAUUAUGGUAUCAGUGUAAAUGCCCUGACACUGUUUGAGACCAACAUGGCUAUCUCAGAAGUCCUGAUCAGUUGUCCACUGAAGAUCUUACCAGUGUUUGACUCUGCACUGAAGUUGGCACAAGAGGACAUAUACAGAGAACAUCCACAGAGGCACCACAUGAAAGUGAAGUGUAACAUCCAUGCUAGGAUCAUGGGGCUCCCUGUAUGUCCAGAGCUUACCAGGGAAGUGUUACCUAAAACUUCAGAUGUGGGCAGCUUCCUCUCUGUCUCAGGAACAGUGAUCCGCACGUCCACAGUGAAGCUGUUGGAGUAUGAGAAAGAGUACAUGUGUACCAAGUGUAAGCAUGUAUUUACUGUGGAGGCAGACUUGGAGCAGUUCUAUAGUGUGUGCAGACCAGUGAAAUGUCUCAACCCAGAGGAGUGCAACUCUGUCCAGUUUGUACCAAUGGCAGAAUUAGGUGCUUCCCCUGGCUCCUGCCGUAACUACCAAGAGGUGAAGAUCCAGGAGCAGGUCCAGAAGCUGUCAGUUGGCACCAUUCCAAGAUCAAUGUGGGUGGUCCUGGAAGAUGACCUGGUGGAUGUGUGUAAAGCUGGGGAUGAUGUGACCAUAUGUGGCACUGUAAUGAGGAGAUGGUUACCUGUGAUCAGUGAUGUCAGGUGUGAUAUAGAGAUUGUUCUCAAGGCAAACCAUGUCCAGGUCAUCAAUGAACAAAGAACUAAUGUCAUGGUGACACAGGAAAUGAAAAAAGAAUUCCAAGACUUUUGGGAUAAGCACAAGCAUAGUCCUGUGACAGCACGUAAUCAGAUCCUAGCCAGCCUGUGUCCUCAGGUGUAUGGACUGUAUGUGGUUAAACUGGCUGUAGGUAUGGUACUGGCUGGGGGAGUACAGCGUCUUGAUGACUCAGGUAGUAAAGUGAGGGGAGAAGCACACAUCUUAUUGGUUGGGGAUCCAGGGACAGGCAAGUCUCAGUUCCUGAAGUAUGCUGCUAAGAUCACCCCCAGGUCUGUGCUGACUACAGGGAUAGGAAGCACCAGUGCUGGUCUCACAGUCACUGCAGUGAAGGAUGGUCAUGAGUGGCAGCUAGAGGCAGGCGCUUUGGUUUUGGCAGAUGGUGGUGUGUGCUGCAUUGAUGAAUUUAACAGCAUCAGAGAGCAUGAUAAAACUAGUAUUCAUGAGGCAAUGGAGCAGCAGACCAUCAGUGUAGCUAAGGCUGGUCUAGUGUGCAAGUUGAAUACCAAAACAACCAUUAUUGCAGCCACCAAUCCUAAAGGAAACUAUGACAGAGACCAGCCUCUGACAGUAAACAUUGCUUUGGCCAGUCCUCUGCUGAGCAGGUUUGACUUGGUGCUGGUACUUCUAGACACCAGGAAUGAGGAGUGGGAUAAGGUGGUCUCAUCUUAUAUUCUAGAGGGAAAGACUCCUCUAGAUGUAUUGCCUAAUGCCAGCCUAUGGAGCAUGGACAAGAUGCAGGCUUAUUUCUCUCUUAUUAAAACACUGCAACCACAGUUAACUGAUCAGGCUAGCAGGGUGUUGCAAGCAUACUAUAAGGCUCAAAGGAUGGCUGAUGACAGAAAUGCUGCCAGAACUACCAUGAGACUACUACAGAGCAUGAUUAGGCUUUCUCAAGCACAUGCACGUCUCAUGUUUCGCGAUGAAGUGACAACCCAGGAUGCAGUUCUUGCUGUAUCCAUAAUGGAGUCUUCAAUGCAGGGUGCAGCUUUGCUGGGUGGUAUCAAUGCACUACACAGCUCCUUCCCAGAUGAUGCGGAGAAUGAAUAUGCACUUCAAGCUGAAAUGGUCCUUGAGCGAUUAAAGUUGCAAGAUAUAUGGGAAGAGGAAUUGGAAAGACUUAAAGAUGAAGAAAGGGCAAGGAAUUUGGCCAAGAAGCCACCACCACCAGGAAUGACCCAGUCAGGGACAAAUGAUUCAGAACAUGGGGAAAUCAGAGCUAGUGGUGCAAUUGCAAGUACUUCAGGUACAUCAAAACAUGCAGACCAGACCGAAAUUAUUGACAUUGUUGAUGAGGGAACAGUUCAAAGUCCAGCUUCUUCACUAAGGACUGCAGGAACUGUAGUCCGACAGUCACAGCUUGGCAUAUCUACAUCACACACUGACAGCAAUUCAAACAACACAAACAGAACCGCAAGUGAAAAGGAAGACAUUCAUAAUGUUUCAUCUAUUUCUGCUCUUCUUAAUUCAUCAAGUGACAGUGGUGCUAACGAUUCAUUCAAUGAAAGUGUAGUUUUGGAUCAGAGUCUUGUGAAUAAAAGACUUGCAAAAAGCUCUAAAGUUCAAAAUGGCCCGACUCCUGCAAGUAAAUUGUUCGCUAAAUUUGGCAACACCUUGGCUCACCCGGCUUCCAAACCUGAUGUUGACAGGGUCCAACCAUCAAAAGGAGAUACACAUGCUGCAAGCAGCAGUGAAAUGACCAAUUCUCCUUCCAUUUUAAACUCAUCACCACCUCAGCCCUAUACUCAGAUUGGUAAAACCAUUCAGCAACGCCUUGACCUACGUGAAAAGCAUGCCAAAAAUUGUGCUGAUACUACAGACUGGUUUGACAACAUUGGAGCUGGUGGGAAGAUGAAAGAUUCCUCGACUCAUAAGGGCAAAGGAAAGGGAAAGAGUUCAGCUGAUACAACAAAACCAAAGGAUAGGAGUUAUACAUCUGAUCAAGAGCAAACUGAUAAUGAGAAAUCAGGUACACACUUGCUAACUAAAAAGAGGGGUGAAACGCCUAAAGAAAAUACACACAAUAGUAGCUAUGACAGCACUCCAGGAGAACCUGGCACCAGUUUUUUAGACAUCUCUACCCCAUCAUCUACCAAUUCAUUGGCUUCAACUCCCAAUUCAGCAAGCAAAUUGUCAAAUAAGACAUUGUCAAAACUUAAAAGCUUUGCCUUUGUCGAAUCACCAAAACCCAAGGAGACCUGUGCAGAUAAUGGUGCCAGUGAAAUUAUUGGUAGCAAGGCAGCAGAUGGACAAGGUUGCAGCAAAAGUCAAGUUACACCAGACUUUAAUACAAUCCUAAAAGACCGAAGGAAUUUACAGGAAACCCUUUCACAGAACAAUAACAUAGAUCAACCUUGUAAAAUACCUUCUACAUCAAAACCAAGUUUUAAACUACCUGCAACAAACGAUUUGACAAAGACUACCCCUGGUUCAAAGAAAUCAUUUUCACACUUUAAGUUUCAGAAAACUGUAGCUGCUAGCUUACCAAGGUUUUCAGACAUCACUGACAAAAGAACUGGGUCAGAACAUCGUUUUAUCAGUCCGUCCUUAACCAGUGCUUCUAGCACACCUCUCACUUCUCCCAUAUUUACCACAGAGGAUGACCUGAGUGAUACUGACCUGGAGCUGGACUGGCUGAAUGAACCAAAGAAAAGAAAGCUAGAUGGGAAAUAAACCAUUUACUAUGUAUUGGGAAACUGACCGCUUUAAGGAUGUUGUUUUGAAUAAAGAUCCAAGAUGGACAGU